AUGGAUAUGACGACAGUGAGGGGGCAAUUCCCCGCUCUAAGUCAGGAGGAGCAGGUGUAUUUUGACAAUGCAGGUGGAAGUCAAACUCUCGGCAAAGCUAUUGACUCUAUACACAACUACUUGAGCGGAACUAACGUACAGCUCGGCGCAACUUAUGCGACCGGCAAAAAGUCUACAUCACUCUAUGAGAAGGGCUAUGAGGCUGCCGCAAAGUAUAUCAACGCCUCGCGUGAUGAGAUCGUGUUGGGGGCAUCCACCACUCAACUCUUCCGGAACCUCUCUUACACGCUGAACUUCAAUGCCGGCGAUGAAAUUGUCAUCUCUGCACUGGAUCACGAGGCAAAUAUUGCGCCAUGGGCUGAUCUGGCAGAGCGACAGAACUUGACCCUAAAGUGGUGGAAGUCUUCGACCAAGGAGCAACCAAAGCUGCUGGCCGAGGACUUAGAGGCGUUGCUAUCUGAUAAAACGAGACUUGUCACUUGCACGCAUGCUAGCAACAUCUUGGGGACGAUCCACGAUGUUAAGAAAAUCGCCAGCACGGCUCAUGCAAAGAACCCAAAUGCGCUGGUGUGUGUCGAUGCUGUGGCGUACGCGCCACACCGUAAGAUCGAUGUCAAGGAUUUGGGAGUAGACUUUUAUGCAUUCUCCUGGUACAAGGUCUAUGGCCCGCACGUUGGCAUGCUUUAUGCAAGCACACAAGCGCAAGAGCAGAUGCGGUCACUCGGCCACUUCUUCAACCCGCACAAGAAUCUCGAGAACAAGUUGGGAUUGUCUGCCUCCAGUUACGAAUUGGUGGCAGCCAUUCCCACCAUCACAGCGUAUCUAUCGGACAAGUGGACGGGUAUCGUGGAACAGGAGCAGCAGUUGCAGAAAACAUUGCUAGACUACCUGAACGGCCGCGAGGACGUCACCGUUCAUGGGGAGACGAACACAGACAGCGCAGUUAGAGUGCCGACGAUUAGCUUCACUGUCAAGGGUUGGAAAUCGCAAGAUCUAGUAGAAGCCGUCGAAAAGGGGUCGAAGUUUGGGUUUCGUUGGGGAUCAUUUUACUCGUACCGCUUAGUAGCUGAGUUUCUAGACCUGGGAAAGGACGGAGUCGUGAGAGUCAGUAUGGUGCACUAUAAUACAGUCGACGAGAUUCAAGCUUUCGUAGCCGCCCUGGAUAAGGUGUUGUCGGAAGCAAGCCAAUGA
Messenger RNA from Phaeoacremonium minimum UCRPA7, 1191 nucleotides. Its product is annotated as putative cysteine desulfurase protein. NCBI's taxonomy places the organism in Eukaryota, Fungi, Ascomycota, Sordariomycetes, Togniniales, Togniniaceae. The coding region runs from base 1 to 1191 and encodes 396 amino acids. The transcript is spliced from 5 exons. The record is from RefSeq and is a predicted model, not a curated record.